AUGGCCCCUCCCGCAAAGCGACGGAGGAAAAAUGUCCUCUCAUCGUCGUCAUCCGCCUCGGAAGAUGAGGACGAUGAGCCCAUCACCAAGUCCAAACCGCAAUUGCUCGACCUAGUAUCUUCUUCCCCACCUUCUUCUACUGCUACCAAGAUGGCAUCGUCGAAAUCUGCAUCUCAGAAGCCUGCGAAAGCUCCUGUAAAACUCCAGCCUCGUGCGAAGACUGCGAAUCAUCCUCACAAUGCAGCUCCUAUAUACCUACCUAGUACGCGAGGGAAAGCUGCAAGUAAGAGUGCUAGCACCAGUCCAGAAAAGCCCAAGAAGAAAGGGAAAAUGGACGAGAAGGGCAAAAGUGGGGAUAUAUUUACUUUCUUCACCAAGCAGGCGCAACGGCAGCAGGCUGAAAGUAGUAUGAGUGGGACUGGAGUCAAGUCGAAGCUUGCAAUGCAUACCUCGAGUGCAGAGAAGGUCGAGGAUGUGGAUAUGAUAUCUGAUGAUGAUGUACUUGGUCCUUCCAGUACGCAAGGCGGCAGUUUGGUCGGAUUGGCAGCUCGGAAACGUGCGAGAGCUACUGAUGCUUUUGCUGCUGGGGAUGGGGAGCUACCGUGUGCAAGUCAGAGGUUCAUGAAGCCGGCCAAACCAGUGGCAAUGGUUAAGAUUGAAGAUACAAGACCGUGGGCCGAGAAAUUUGCGCCAAAGAAAGUGUCGGACGUUCGAACAUGGCUUGAGAAUGUCAUGGACGGCCGGUUGAGACACCAAAGACUUCUGGUCCUGAAAGGGGGAGCUGGGACAGGGAAGACAACUACCAUUCAGCUCCUGGCGAAAGCUAUGGAAUGUGAUGUGCUUGAGUGGCACAAUCCAGUUGGUUCUGUGGCGUCUUCAGAUGGCUAUCUUUCCAUGGCAGCACAAUUCGAGGAAUUCAUGGGAAGAGGUGGUAAGUUUGGGCAACUUGAUAUAUUUUCCUCCGAUGGUACCGUGCCAUCGAAACCAGAAGACAAACCACUGGAUCGCCGGAAAAAUAUCAUUCUCAUUGAGGAAUUUCCUAACACGUUCACACGAUCUUCAACUGCUUUACAGUCUUUUCGAUCAGCCAUACUUCAAUAUCUUGCUGCUAAUACACCGCAACGCUCGAUGAUGUUCACUGAGCAUCCUGAUGAGCCUAUAACGCCCGUGGUCAUGAUUAUAUCCGAGACUUUGCUCACUACAGCUUCUGCUUCUGCGGACAGUUUCACAGCUCACCGCUUAUUGGGAGCAGAAAUUCUGCAGCAUCCGGGAGUUGGAGUUAUUGAGUUCAAUGCCAUUGCUCCAACUAUAUUGUCAAAAGCACUCGAGACAAUAGUGCAAAAAGAGUCGAGGAAAUCUGGCAGGAGGACGACUCCUGGCCCUAUGGUACUCAAGAAACUCGGCGAGAUUGGCGACAUCAGAAGUGCUGUUGCCGCUCUGGAGUUUCUCUGCCUGAGAGGAGAUACCGAUGGCGACUGGGGUGCCAAGGUCGCCUUUGGAAAGGCUAAGAAAACUGGCAAAGACGUUGCUCUGACGAGCAUGGAAAAAGAAAGCUUGGAACUUGUUACUCGACGAGAAGCAAGUUUGGGUAUCUUCCACGCUGUUGGGAAGGUGGUCUACAACAAGCGUGAUGAGUAUCCCCCAGCAGUGUCCAAGGCCGAGGAUGUUGAGAAACUCCCGGGCUUUAUGUCACUUCAUUCUCGUCAAAACAGAUCUCAGGUUGUGGUCAACGACUUGAUUGACGAGACUGGGACAAAUACUCAGACAUUCGUAGCUGCUCUACAUGAGAACUACAUCCUCUCGUGUGAUACUCCUCCAGAUACUUACGAUUUCUCAUCCUUGGACCAUGUCAAUGGUUGCAUAGAUGCACUCUCUGAUAGUGAUCUUCUUUACCCUUCCUGGGACGGAUCAAUCAAUCCCACAGGCUUUGGCGGUGGUAUCGGAGGCCGUGGCAGUGGCGGCGAUAUACUUCGGCAAGACGAAAUCACUUUUCACAUUGCCGUCCGGGGUCUUUUGUUCUCACUACCACAUCCGGUAAAGAGAAAAGCUCCAGCUGCCGGCGGCUUGCGAACAGGCAAAGGUGGCGAUGCAUUCAAGAUGUUCUACCCGACCAGUCUGAAGCUAUGGAGGAUGAGAGAAGAGAUCGAGAGUGCAAUAGAUCUCUGGGUAUCACGACUUAUGAAAGGCGAGUCAGAUCACAGUAUCACGAAUGGGGCAGCAAGGUUCGCCCGGCCUAAAGCUGGAACGGUGGAAAGCUGGAAAAGCUCUAGACCAAUUUCGACACAAGAGAAAGGCAGUCCCGAAACCGCUACGCCUCUCUUGUCAGUUGGUACAUCAGCAAGGAAAGAAAUGCUACUUGAGCGCUUGCCGUACAUGCUUCUCGUCGCUAGAGGCAGGAGGACUACCUCAUCCGUAGUCUCGAUCAAGGAGAUGGAAAAGGUAGCCACGUUCCAAGGGAUUGGGAUAUCGUCAGAAGAGUCAAACGACGAAGGGGACGACGAUGAUACGGGAGUCGUAGCAGAAGAAUGGGCUACAGAUAAAGCAGCCGAGGGCAAUUCGCCUAAGAAAAAGGGGCUAGUGAUAAGAGGAAGAGGAGCAGCAAAUGGUUUUCCUUUGCAGCAGCAAGAACAAAAGUUGGUGCUUAGCGACGAUGAUAUUGAGGAUGAUUGA
Molecule: messenger RNA, 2670 nt
Organism: Mollisia scopiformis
Lineage: Eukaryota; Fungi; Ascomycota; Leotiomycetes; Helotiales; Mollisiaceae
Product: Rad17-domain-containing protein
Exons: 2
Coding region: 1-2670 (889 amino acids)
Biological process (GO): DNA damage checkpoint signaling; mitotic DNA replication checkpoint signaling; DNA repair
Molecular function (GO): chromatin binding
Source: RefSeq, a predicted model, not a curated record